Rotaria socialis is the source of this 2493-nucleotide messenger RNA. Lineage: Eukaryota; Metazoa; Rotifera; Eurotatoria; Philodinida; Philodinidae. The record is from the annotation of a GenBank genome assembly.
AUGCUCGUUCUAUUGGUACUGAGUUUAGCUCUAUCGCAAAUUCAUGGUGAAUUGAUUAUAAAACCAAGUCAAACUUUGUUAACAAAAGAUCAACAUAAAUCAUUUAUUGCUUUAUGUACUGAUCAAUCGGAGAGCCGAGCUUUUCUUUGGCGAUCGCCGCAACAAAAAGAUGUACCUGAGAAUAUCUUUGAACGUGUUACUGUUGAACGACAAACUAAUGGAAUUCGAUUACGAAUUAGAAAUUUAACAAUUGACGAUCAAGGUACAUGGGAAUGUAUUGGCACAAAUGAGAAUGGUGAACAAACAAAAAAAUCAUUACAAAUGACUGUUAAAGUUCCUAUCACUUUCCAUGGGGAUUCUAUGCAAUAUGUACCAUUCGGAGAAUCGGUUACUAUCAAGUGUUAUGUUCAAGCAAAUCCAAUAGCAGAAGUUUCUUGGUUUCGAGGUCAAGAUAAAUUACGAAUCGAAAAUCCAAAUUAUGAAGUUGUUCACGACGGUUUACAUAUAAAACAGGUUAACAUGUCCGACAAUGACAUAUUCUGGUGUCGUGGUGAUGUUCUUGAAACAGGCGAAUCUCGUGAUUAUCCAAUAUCUGUUAUUGUAUCAAAGCCAAUUAGCGAAACACGUAUUACUUGUGUUAAUCCAUGUGCUAUUGAGAAAAAAACAGCAACACUAACGUGUGAAGCAUCCGGUUUACCGUCGCCGAGAUAUUCAUGGUUCUAUGGAUCGGUGGAUGAAUUAAGACCCGUUAAAGAAUCACCUGUUGGCGCGAGUGAAGUACCGAAAUUUGUCGUACGUGGAAAUCAAUUGACGAUAAAUUAUGUCGAUGAGACUGACAAUGGAAAAUAUUCAUGUCAAGCAUUCAAUGAAUUUGAUCGAAAAGGACAACGUGCUGAAUAUAAUUUAAAUGUAGUCGUUCCACCUCGUCUAUCAUUAAUUCCACCGAUUGAACUCAACCUUGAUAGUCAGCAUGCACAACGUGUCUCAUUUCAAUGUCGAGUUGAACGUGGUUCAUCGAAUAGCCUCGCAUUAGAAUGGCAAUAUAUUAAUCAUACAUCGAUUCAACCAACAAAUGGAAUACUUAUUGAUAAAACUCAAUAUGAAACACAUAAAUCAAUUGAACUACGUUUUGAUCCUGUUCGUCGAGAACAUUUUGGAAAUUAUUCAUGUGUUGCAAAAAAUCUUGCAGACAGUACCUAUGCAACAGCAAGUCUUCUUAUUCAAUUUCAACCAGUUUAUAUUGGACCAAAUACGAAUAUUGUUACAACAAUUCCAAAUUAUCGUUCAAUUAUGCGUUGUCAAUUCGAAUCUUAUCCAUCGCCACAAAUGCAAUGGAUUAAACUGAGUCGAACAAUACAAGAUCCUCAAGGACGAACGCUUGCCGUCGGUAUUGAUAAUGGUGUUAAUGAUAUAACAACAAAACAAAUCGGAACAACACUUUAUGAAAGCGUUCUCUCAUACACUCCAACAGAAGCUGAUUUUGGUUUAAGUUUUGAAUGUCGAGCAUUGAAUCCACGUAUUGGUCGACACUCGUUUACAUUGCAACGUGCACAACCACCGAAAAAAAUCAAUAUAACUCAUGUUAAACCAUCAUCAAGCGGUGUAGAAAUUUUUUUUCAAUCAUCUGAAACUGAUGAUCUUCCUGUUAUACAAUAUAUUCUGAAAUAUGAUAUACAAGACGCAAAAGAAAGUCAACUACAAACCUUAAUUAUUCCUGCACAAAAAUCGACUAAGCAAAUAAGAAUUGAAAAUCUUCGACCAAGUACAAAUUAUCAAUUACUAAUUGUUGCCGAAUCACGGGCUGGCGUUGGCCAACAAGCAGGACCGAUACAAUUUCGAACACUUGAUAGACAAAUACCAGAUUUUACAAUAGACGAAAAUAUAAAUAGAACUUGUUUAAGUGAUGAAAGUUGUUUAGUCUCAUGGAAUAUUGAAUCAGAUGGCGGAGCACCCAUUCUUCGAACAGAAAUACUUUAUGCAUUGGCAAAAGAUGAUAGUGGUCUAGAUAUUGACGGAGCAAUAAGUACACCAAUAUCAAUCGAUUCAUCAACAACUGAAUAUGAAUUAACUGGUUUGAAACCCGAUACAAACUAUGUUGUUAUAAUAAAAUUAUAUAAUGAAGUUGGUGUUGCCGAACAAAAGUUUCGUAUCAAAACAAAUCAAGAAAGUAAUGAAUAUAAUACAAUGCGAAGAAAUUCAUUAGUAACAGAUGAUAGAAAAACUCAACCAAGCAAAUGGAUUAUUAUUGCAAUCAUAAUAGCGAUUAUUUUUUCAGCUGUAAUUGUCGUUACUGUGUGCGUUCUACUACGGCUAUUCCGACUUGAUGCUAAACAUGAAACAACAAAUUCAGACCAUCAGACAACACCAAUGAUGAAUGGUGACCAUCAAUCAGAUAAAACAAAUGUUUAUACCAAUGGCCAUUCACCAUCGAUAAAGUAUAAGAAAUCAAAAUCAACUUGUCGUCAAAUAUAUGCUAAUGAUGAUUCUGUAUAA